AUGUGGGAGAAUGAAGAUUGGCAUAUAGCAGAUGGUCAUCCUACUAAUAUUGCUAUUAAUGCACCAAAUGCUAAUAAUAAUACUACAGUAGUUGUAGCUGGCAUUUGUUUUACUCCUCAACAGCAAGAAAUUUCUUUAAAAGAUAUACAAAAAGCAAUCCAGAAUGCACUAGUGCAACAAAAAACUGAAAACCAGACAUUAGUAAAGAAAGUUACAGAAUUAGAAUCUCAAAUGGCUAAGCAAACUGCUUCUCAAACUGUUGAACCAGUUAAACAGCCAAAAGGUAUAUUUAGUACAGAAAAUUUAGAGAGAAAUUAUUCUAUAAAACCUUUUCAAAGAUCUUAUCUACAACAAAGCCAGCAACAAAAGCAAUCUGAGAAAAUAGACAGAAUAGAAUCAAAAGUAGAUAAAAUCAGUCAAAUAACAUCUCAAUUCAAAAGGAUGAUGCUUGAUAAUCAAUCCAAAAAAUCUGUAGCUAAAUCAAAUUCAACAUAUUGA
Messenger RNA from Cetraspora pellucida, 498 nucleotides. Lineage: Eukaryota; Fungi; Glomeromycota; Glomeromycetes; Diversisporales; Gigasporaceae. The record is from the annotation of a GenBank genome assembly.